Molecule: messenger RNA, 801 nt
Organism: Linum tenue
Lineage: Eukaryota; Viridiplantae; Streptophyta; Magnoliopsida; Malpighiales; Linaceae
Source: the annotation of a GenBank genome assembly
AUGCAUCAACCUGGGCACAUCGACAAAGCCAUGAAAAAACAAAAAACUUCAGACGAAGUAAAGAGGAAUAUAACUCGAGUGAAGACCUCGAUAGAUGCUGUUCGCUAUCUAGCAUUGCAAGGAGUUGCCUUCAGAGGUCGAGAUGAGAUUGUUGAUUCAAAGAAUCCUGGGAACUUUAUUCAGCUUCUCAAAUACACACGUUUCUAUAAUGAAGAAGUAGAUAGUGUUGUGUUGGAGAAUGCUCCAAAGAAUGCAAAGUACACAUCACAUGAGGUUCAGAAGCAAAUCUUGCAUGUUUUAGCCAAGAAGAUCAGAAAGCAGAUCUUUGAUGACAUUGGAGAUUCUAAAUUUUCGAUAAUUGUGGAUGAGGCAAGUGAUGAAGGCAGACAUGAACAAAUGGCCAUUGUUCUUCGCUUUGUUGAUAUUGAAGGAUUUAUUCAAGAGGGCUUCCUUAAUCUUGUGCAUGUCAAAGACACAACAUCAAAGACUUUGCACUCUGCUAUUUGCUCAACUCUUACUUCUCAUAAGUUUUCCCUUCAGAAUCUUCGUGGACAAGGAUAUGACGGUGCUAGUAACAUGCGUGGUGAAUGGAAGGGAUUGCAUGCACUCUUUUUGAAGGAUUUUCCUCAUGCAUACUAUGUGCAUUGUAUGGCUCAUCGUCUUCAACUAUCAUUGGUUGCAGCAUCAAGAGAAGUGGAUAGGGUAAAUGAGUUUUUCACAAAGUUACCAAAGAUUGUGACUGCUAUUACUGGCUCCACAAAGCGCCUUGAUGAGUUAGAAGAGUUUCAAGAAGAUUUUUAA